Xiphophorus couchianus (Monterrey platyfish) is the source of this 1556-nucleotide messenger RNA. RefSeq names its product major histocompatibility complex class I-related gene protein-like. Gene Ontology annotation, biological process: immune response. The record is from RefSeq and is a predicted model, not a curated record. Gene Ontology annotation, cellular component: external side of plasma membrane. The transcript is spliced from 7 exons. Bases 105 to 1166 code for a protein of 353 amino acids. Lineage: Eukaryota; Metazoa; Chordata; Actinopteri; Cyprinodontiformes; Poeciliidae.
UCAGUGGAAGUGGACACGCCCCUUUCCGGCAGGUUUGUUUUGGCUCCGUUACGUUUAUACAGGUGAUUUAUUCGGCCUCUGAAAAGCUCGAACAAAUCGCAAUCAUGAACUACUUUGGUCUACUGCUGCUCUUUCACGUUGCCUCUUCGGUGAAACAUUCCCUGAGAUAUUUUCUUACUGCUACCUACGGAGUUCAAGACUUUCCAGAGUUUGUUGGUGCUGCAACAGUAGAUGAAGUUCAGGUGGGAUACUGUGACAGCAACAUCAAGACAGCCAAGCCCAAACAAGACUGGAUGAGGAAACUGAUCGAAAGGAAUCCUGAGCACCUGGAGUGGUAUUCUCAGAAGUGUCUUGGAAGUCAGCAUGUCUUUAGGGCAAACAUUGAUGAUUUGAAGCGACGCCUAAACCUCACUGAAGGUCCCCACAUUUUACAGAGAAUGAAUGGCUGUGAGUGGGAUGAUGAGACUGGAGAAAUUACAGGAUUUAAUCAGUAUGGUUAUAAUGGUGAGGACUUCUUAGCUCUGGACCUGAAAACACUGACAUGGAUUGCUCCAAAAUCACAAGCUGUGCUCACAAAACUCAUAUGGGAUGCUAAGAAAGCUAGAUUAGAACAUAAUAAAAACUAUUACAUCUACAAAUGUCCUGACUGGUUGAAAAAUUAUAUUCGCCAUGGAAAGAGCUUUCUGCAGAGGACAGAAAGCCCCUCCAUAUCUCUGCUCCAGAAAACUCCCUCCUCUGUGGUCAGCUGCCACGCUACAGGUUUCUUCCCUGACAGAGCUGAAAUGUUCUGGAGAAAAGAUGGAGAAGAGAUUCAUGAGGAUGUGGAGAAAGGAGAGAUCCUCCUGAACAAUGAUGGGACCUUCCAGAUGAGUGUUGAACUCAAUGUGUCAUCAGUCCCACCUGAUAGCUGGAAGCAAUACGACUGUGUGUUUCAGCUUUCUGGUGUUGGAGACGACAUAAAAAUCACUCUGGACAAAUCUGUCAUCCGUACAAACUGGGUUUAUUCUCCAGAAUUUCCAGCUGCUCCUGUUGCAGGAAUUGUAGGAGGAUUUCUUCUCAUUCUUCUUCUGGGAAUUGCUGUAGUUGUCCUCCGGAUGAAGAAAAGUACUGGUGAGGAAAAACAGUAUUCUGGUUUCCAGCUUGUUAUGGAGAGGAUUAAAAGAUGAAGAUUGAUUGUGGGGAGAGUCAAUAAAUUGACCCUUUCAGAAACAUCUCUGACUUCACACAUUCAAUGGCUUCAUAUCCAAAGAGAGCUAAUACUGGUAAUGCGUAAAAGGUUUUUGGUGUACAAUUAAGCUGGGUCCAGCGAUAUACACAAAGAUGGAAAAUACACUGGAUUAGACAUAAGCUUCACUUAGUGCAGCCAUGUCUGGUCAUCAGUCAUAGUGAGAGGGGCUCUGAAUGAACAGUUUCUGAUGCAACAACCCAAACAGUUGUUUUGUUGAUGUUGGAGCUUGACCAAUUAUGUAUGUAAUGUAUGUACUCGAGUCGAGAAAAUCUCAAUCUCGUUGUAAUCUGUUGAUGACAAUGACAAAUAAAUCUUAUCUUAUCUUAUC